Messenger RNA from Prunus armeniaca (apricot), 1215 nucleotides. The record is from the annotation of a GenBank genome assembly. NCBI's taxonomy places the organism in Eukaryota, Viridiplantae, Streptophyta, Magnoliopsida, Rosales, Rosaceae.
AUGAGUUUGGGCAAGCAAUCGCAACCGCACUCACAGUCGUCUUCUCCGAUGUUGUUCUCUUUACAGGGAUCGCUAUUGACUCUCGCCAUCUUCACUUUGCUUUCCUUCACCUACUUCUCUCUCAAUUCCGUCCAUUUCUCCUCCUCCCCCACCAUUCACAUCUCGGCCGAUACAAAUGAGCAGUUUUCCGAUAUCUACCACUCGCCGGAGGUGUUUCGGUUGAAUUUUGCCGAGAUGGAAGCGAAAUUCAAGGUCUACAUAUACCCCGACGGCGAUCCAAAGACGUAUUACCAGACGCCUAGGAAGCUCACUGGCAAGUACGCCAGCGAGGGCUACUUCUUCCAGAAUAUCAGAGAGAGUCGGUUCCGUACGGACGAUCCGGAUCAAGCUCACCUCUUCUUCAUCCCUAUCUCCUGCCACAAGAUGCGAGGCAAGAAUACAACUUAUGACGAAAUGACCGUGAUUGUUCGGGACUAUGUGGAGAGCUUGAUAUUCAAGUAUCCUUACUGGAACCGAACCCUAGGUGCAGACCACUUCUUUGUCACGUGUCAUGAUGUUGGGGUGAGGGCAACGGAAGGAUUUCCACUUCUUGUAAAGAAUUCGAUUCGAGUUGUGUGCUCCCCUAGCUAUGACGUUGGGUUCAUUCCACACAAAGAUGUUGCCCUUCCUCAAGUACUCCAGCCAUUUGCUCUUCCAGCUGGAGGAAACGAUGUGGAAAACAGGACAACCCUCGGUUUUUGGGCCGGUCAUCGGAACUCCAAAAUUAGAGUUAUACUGGCACGAGUGUGGGAGAAUGACACAGAACUUUACAUAUUGAACAACAGAAUAAAUAGGGCUGAAGGGAAUUUGUUAUAUCAAAAGAAAUUUUACAACACCAAGUUCUGCAUAUGUCCUGGCGGUUCCCAGGUCAACAGCGCUCGUAUAACUGACUCAAUCCAUUAUGGAUGUAUUCCUGUAAUAUUAUCAAAUUACUAUGACCUGCCGUUCAAUGACAUUCUCGAUUGGCGAAAAUUUGCUGUCAUACUUACUGAGAAGGAUGUGUAUAACCUUAAACAAAGUCUUAAGGAUAUACCGUAUUCAGAGUUUCUUACACUUCACAAAAACUUGGUUAAGGUCCAGCAGCACUUCCAGUGGAAUUCACCGCCCGUCAAAUAUGAUGCAUUCCACAUGGUCAUGUACGAUCUUUGGUUGCGCCACCAUGUUAUCAAAUACUGA